This is a messenger RNA of Emys orbicularis (European pond turtle), 1134 nucleotides long. RefSeq names its product actin, aortic smooth muscle. The coding region runs from base 1 to 1134 and encodes 377 amino acids. The transcript has 8 exons. NCBI's taxonomy places the organism in Eukaryota, Metazoa, Chordata, Testudines, Emydidae. The record is from RefSeq and is a predicted model, not a curated record.
AUGUGUGAUGAAGAUGAAACCACUGCUCUUGUAUGUGAUAAUGGCUCUGGGCUUUGCAAAGCUGGAUUUGCAGGGGAUGAUGCACCAAGGGCUGUUUUUCCAUCGAUUGUUGGACGUCCUCGACACCAGGGUGUUAUGGUAGGAAUGGGUCAAAAAGACAGUUACGUUGGGGAUGAAGCCCAGAGUAAAAGAGGGAUCCUGACACUGAAGUACCCCAUUGAGCAUGGGAUCAUCACUAACUGGGAUGACAUGGAAAAGAUUUGGCAUCAUUCUUUCUAUAAUGAACUUCGUGUUGCCCCAGAAGAGCAUCCUGUGCUGCUGACUGAGGCCCCCUUGAAUCCUAAGGCUAACCGGGAAAAAAUGACUCAGAUCAUGUUUGAGACAUUCAAUGUACCUGCUAUGUAUGUAGCAAUUCAGGCAGUUCUAUCUCUAUAUGCAUCUGGUCGAACCACUGGAAUCGUUCUGGACUCCGGGGAUGGUGUCACACACAAUGUACCCAUCUAUGAAGGUUAUGCUUUGCCCCACGCCAUCAUGAGGCUGGACCUGGCAGGCAGAGACCUCACCGAUUAUCUCAUGAAAAUUCUCACAGAAAGAGGCUAUUCUUUCGUCACCACUGCGGAGCGUGAAAUUGUGCGGGACAUAAAGGAGAAGCUUUGCUACGUGGCUUUGGAUUUUGAGAAUGAAAUGGCAACAGCCGCUUCCUCUUCUUCUCUUGAGAAGAGUUAUGAGCUUCCUGAUGGGCAAGUCAUCACCAUUGGGAAUGAAAGAUUCCGAUGCCCAGAAACUCUCUUCCAACCUUCAUUCAUAGGAAUGGAAUCUGCAGGUGUUCAUGAAACCACUUAUAACAGCAUUAUGAAAUGUGAUAUUGACAUCCGUAAGGAUCUCUAUGCUAAUAACGUGCUCUCUGGGGGAACAACAAUGUACCCUGGUAUUGGUGAUCGCAUGCAGAAAGAGAUUACAGCUUUGGCUCCAAGUACUAUGAAGAUUAAGAUGAUCGCACCACCAGAACGUAAAUACUCCGUCUGGAUUGGGGGCUCAAUCUUGGCUUCUCUGUCUACCUUCCAGCAAAUGUGGAUCAGCAAAGAUGAAUACGAGGAAGCUGGUCCUUCCAUUGUCCAUCGCAAAUGCUUUUGA